CAGCCUGCUCCCCUCACAUCAUUUUAACAGCAAGGGAUAGCAGCUUAUAAGCAAAGGGAGAGGGAGAAGAGUGCUGAGGAGAACAGAAAGAAGGGGGAAGGAAGGGCAGUGGUAGAAAACAUUCCUCAGGUCAGGAUUGGAGGAGAGAAUUAUUCAGUCAUGAGGCUGUUUUGCCUGAUGCUGAUGCUGAUGCUAGCCACGGCCAACGCUGCUACUCAUCUGGGCUCCUCAAGUAGACAAGAGAACCCCACUUUGCCAACAGAGGCCUUCAUCACAGCACCGAGCCCCACUGAGGCAAGGUCUCGCUUUGCCAUGCUGGAUGAUGUUCGCCUACUGGCCAACGGGCUUCUCCAACUUGGCCAGAGUUUACGCGAGUUCGUCCACAAGACCAAAGCCCAGAUCAACGACAUCUUUCAAAAGCUGAACAUUUUCGACCGCUCCUUUUACCAGCUGUCAGUGGUCACAUCCGAAAUCAAGGAAGAAGAGGAGGAGCUCAAGAAGACCACAAAUAUCCUGAAGGCGAACAACGAGGAGAUCAAAAACUUGUCACUGGAGAUUAACUCGAAGAUUAACAACAUCCUGCAGGAGCGUACGCAACUGCAGAGCCAAGUGGGGAGCCUGGAGGAGCGGCUGAAGGGAUUGUCACAGAGCAUUAUCCCUGCUGACCAGCUUAGUGAGAUCACAACUCUUAAGGAAGUAAUUGACGCACAAGAGAAAACAAUUACCAAUCUCCUGAACGCUGUGAAAGAGCAGCAUGAUCAACUGGACCAUCAGAAAACCAAGAUUAAAAACCUGGAGGAAAAGCUCAGCGAUGACGGUUUUCAGGACACCAUUGAAAAGUCGAUGGAAUCGCACCAAACGGACGGUGAUGCGUUUGAAUAUCUGACAGGAAACUCAACUGGAGUAGAAACAAGUGACCUCCCUGUGGACUGCUGGGAGCUGUUUAACAAAGGAGAGGCAAACAGUGGAGUCUAUGUUAUCAAACCAAACCAAUCAGAGCCAUUCUACACUUACUGCGAAAUGUCCCCAGAUGGAGGCUCAACUGUCAUCCAGCGCAGAGGUGACAGUUCAGCAGAUUUUGAUCAAACAUGGGAAAAGUAUGAAAAAGGAUUUGGAGAUCUGGAAACGGACUUCUGGCUGGGCCUAAAGAAGAUCCACAGUCUUACGCAACAGGGACAUUACAUUUUCCGUAUCGAUUUGGAAGACUGGAAAGAGGAAACGCACUGGGCGGAGUACAGAUUUUCAGUGGACGGUCCCUCAAACAAUUACACCCUUCGUGCCAGUUACAUGUCGGGAGACUUGCCUGAUACGAUGACCAACCUCACGGGCAUUAGGUUCUCCACAAAAGACCGGUUUAAUGACAACCAACGCAACUCCAGCUGUGGUCGCAACUACACAGGUGGCUGGUGGUUCAACGCCUGUUGCGAAAGCAACCUAAAUGGACGGUACUUGUGGCAGAGAGCAAAGGGACGUUCGAUGAGGAGGAAAGCCAUUCAGUGGAAGCCUGGCACGGGGUCGUCCUAUUCCCUCAAAACCACCAAAAUCAUCUUACGACCUGCCCCCAGUGGAAAUAGGCCCAACUGAACACCACAGCACUCACAUUCGUCCACAGUAUUACUAGGAAGACAUAGGAAGCAUUCCAGUAUUAGAACUCAUUACUUAAUGUGAAGAACAGAAGUCGUGUAGAAAGGGGUAGUGACUGAUACUAAAUUCUUAUUUCAUCUGCAGCAUGAAGCUGAUUCAUUCAUAACAUUUUGCCAGAUGGUCGGUCAGACAUGUCAGAAUAAAAGGCUUGUCGAACUGUUGCAGUGAUGCAACCAUGACAUGUAGGUUAUUAACCUAUAUGGUCUGAUCCAGCAAGGACAGUAGGAUUGUUAUUAUGCAACAUCCAAUCGAAAAAGGGCACAUUGAUCCACACCAACUACAUGAUUCCAUGCUUGCAGCAAAAUACCUCAGUGUUGCAGUAGGAUAGAAAGCUAUAGGAAGAUCACAACCAUAAAAACUGAUAUUGUGUAAGUGUAUUUGUAAGUGAGAUGUAAUGCAUUUAAGAGUUUCUAUAUUCACUAAGUUAUUUAAAGCAUAUUUUACCAUUCCCUCAUUCCAAGGGGAGAAAAAAAUAAAAAAAAAAACAAUCUAGAAGUACAUACAGCAGCUUUAGCCAAUUUGUGUACAAAAUACUGGUGAUACAAAGCUUUGCUUUAGCACUGCACUGAUGAAGUCUCUCCUUUUUUUUAUUCUGUUUUUUUAUUCUGUUAAACGAUGAUUUGUUCUGUUAUUGUCCGGCAACAUGUCAAUGUAUUCCCUAUGUUAUUGAGUCAUAUUGACUCUGUCAAUGUCCUUACUACAACACACCUGUACUGUAAAUAUUCCUUAUAACAGUCACCCGAGAAGAAGCUUUGUAUGCAAAAAUAUUUAUGAAGUAAAUAAUAAAUCAAUGAGUCAAAAUAAUCAA
Molecule: messenger RNA, 2452 nt
Organism: Cololabis saira (Pacific saury)
Lineage: Eukaryota; Metazoa; Chordata; Actinopteri; Beloniformes; Belonidae
Gene: angptl3
Product: angiopoietin-like 3
Exons: 7
Coding region: 160-1584 (474 amino acids)
Biological process (GO): triglyceride homeostasis; phospholipid catabolic process; phospholipid homeostasis
Source: RefSeq, a predicted model, not a curated record